Sycon ciliatum is the source of this 2229-nucleotide messenger RNA. RefSeq lists its product as uncharacterized. NCBI's taxonomy places the organism in Eukaryota, Metazoa, Porifera, Calcarea, Leucosolenida, Sycettidae. The record is from RefSeq and is a predicted model, not a curated record. The transcript has 10 exons. Bases 141 to 1265 code for a protein of 374 amino acids.
GUAAACGCCAAAGAUCCAAAAUAGAAGAUCUUUUUUGAAAGUGUUAGAUCUUUGAGUCGGCCGACUCUGUAGGUUUCAGACAGCAUAUAAAGUAGUCCUCUGUGUGUUUGUUUCACUUUAGUAAUUUAGAGUUUCGCAGGAUGGAUCCUAACCAAAGUCUUGAUACUUUGGUGAAGCAACUCAAUCGAAAACCGAAAAGUGCUAGUGGUGGCCAGGGAAGCAAGCAAACUAAAGGAGCAACUGGUGGAAAGGCUGGUCCUCGCAAGGCCGGACAGAACGCUGCGGGCAACAGAGCAAACUCGGCUAAAGCUGUGAAAAGUCGGCAGGGCCAGCAACAAGUUCGCCAACAGCAGAGUCGCCAACAGCAGAGUCGCCAACAGCAGGGUCGGCAACAGCAGGGUCGGCAACAAAAGAUGGUUGGCGGUCGCCCGGUUAAGCAGCCAGUUCUUAAGCUGAAGAGAAGGCAACCAUCGGCUGGUAUACUGUCCCGUCUAGGAGAUAAUGGCUCCCCAAGUUCAGUCACGUCGCCUGUGCGCACCAAGGGUCGACCGCAAACUACAGCUAAACGACCAUCGGCUGGAGUCACCAGUAAAACUCAACUUGCUAAGCAUGUUGAGCAAGUAGUACAGCAGAGGCGCAUGAAGGAGCUUGGAAACCCACGUGUUAAGCUACAGCGGAGAAAGCUGACCAAUCAACAGGCACAGGCUGUUCAGUCCUCAUCUUCGCAGUUACGCCGCCCAGGACAAAGGCAAUCAGCUGGCAAUUCUAACCUACUCACUGUGAAAAUCAAGAACUCCAAGACAAAGGCACAGCAGUAUGCUGCUCGUCGUAGCCUGGCACGUGCCCGUGCUAAUGCAUCAGGAUCAAGUGGAAUAUUGGCGAAUGAGCCGAUUGUUGUAGACCCUCCAUCUCGCCCGCUUACCAUUCAAGUAGACAAUGAUCUGCCAGCUCAGCAACCCAGCACGAUUGUUGGUGUACGGCCGCAGCCCUCAUCGUCAAUAGAUGUUGACUUGUUUAGGGAUGCUCAUUCAGUCGCUAUUCUACAAACAAGUAUACGACAGAAUAUUAUUACCCCAGCACCUAUCCAAGGAAUGGGAGUGGAUAUUUCUCGUCCUGCCAUCGCCUCCCUGCCUGCGCCUGCUGGCACGCUGCAUGCUCGCUUUGCCGAGCUGCCACAUCCGUCUCGGGCAGCGGCUGUGAAGCCAAAGACACAAAACACAUCAUCGGCAUCAUCAGCAUCACGAGGAAGAACUAUUCUUGGAUGAGCUGAUCUGUUCUGUGUUCUUGAUCAAUCCAUUGCCCUGGGAAGCUUUUGACAGCUAGCCCAGCGCUGGCUUACCAGGCAGGCGAAGAAGCUGGAUUUUGCCUGGUACCUGUUGUUGCUAACCAUUUCUCACGGCAUUCUUUGCCUGCGUGUUUGCUCUCCUCCCGUGUAGACCAAGUUUGAAUGCAGGCGCUUUGCUAGAUGCUUGUGUCACAGCAGCUGUUCCAACUUUCAUUGAAUUGCUACAGGCGGGGCAGUCACCGGGGCUAUCAGACCUCACGUAGGUAGCUCCAUGCAACAUGAUACCAUUACGUGUGUGCCUGGUCCGGCGCUGUACGCUGUGUCAAUGCUCUGUUUAUGAACGAUCCACGCAUCCUGUUUUGGUUCAUUAGUUUGCUUUUGUCGUGUCGUGUCUUGUCGUUUCUUUUCUUUUUUUGAGUUAUUUUUUUGUGAAAGCCCAAUUUUGUGCAUAACACAUGUUGAUCUGGUCCUUGUCCCUAUGGCGAGCAUGGUGCUCUUUAUAAGCCCUUUGGAGACUACGAUAACACUGGAGUGUUUGGUGUCAUGCAUGUUGUAGCUUGUUGCAUACUUGGAGAUACUCGUGUGUAGUGUUUUGCUGAAGCCCAUGACUGCGCGUCCACAAGUCGUCCACUUCUUUCAAGCCGUGCCUUUUUUUCUCUUGUUCUUAUUAUAAUUAUAUUGAGGUGCCGGUAUGACUGGAGUCCAGUCCAGCUCAUGCAAAAUCAUUGCGGAGGAGUUACCUACUGUUUUGUGCUGUCCACACAUGUGCACACAAAGCUCUCAACACAUGCCUUGUAUCCGUGUAUAUUCAGCAUGCUGAUGCUGCCUCGUUCUAACACUAGUAAUAGUUCUGAAUGUGCCACUGCCUACUGUCACAAUCCAACCUCAACAUAUACCGUGCAUUAUGCAGCACUCGCUGUAGCAUGGUGGCCUAGUUUCUAAAA